Haliotis rufescens (red abalone) is the source of this 1757-nucleotide messenger RNA. RefSeq names its product A disintegrin and metalloproteinase with thrombospondin motifs 20-like. Lineage: Eukaryota; Metazoa; Mollusca; Gastropoda; Lepetellida; Haliotidae. The record is from RefSeq and is a predicted model, not a curated record. Bases 49 to 1023 code for a protein of 324 amino acids. Gene Ontology annotation, molecular function: metalloendopeptidase activity; zinc ion binding. The transcript has 5 exons.
CUGGCAGUGAAGAUACAGACUCACGUAUGCAAACACUACAUCUUCGGGAUGGAUCUGUGGACAAUUUUGCAUUUGAUGAUCACCAUUGCAAUAUCAUACAUUUCAUGUUCGGAGCAGCACUGUGGGGUGUUUAUACUAUUUAGAAGACGCGGGUACGCUUCCGCCGAUACUGUAUCAACAUAUGAGUCACUGGUGGACCGAUUCCAUAACGUAUCCAUGUUAGAGUGUGCCGACAGGGUGUACACCAAGUACAACUGGUUCAUCUAUGGUGCAAAGAGCAGAACAUGCACCGGAAGCAAAUGCCUGUUUCUGCCAGUAACACUUUCGGAAACUCCUUCAGACUACAUCAUCUAUCAUCGUGACCAGCCACAUAUGUGUGAAGACAUUAAGACCAGGGACCCGACAGCUGGUGACGGGGAGUAUGUGCUAUAUCCCACAGCUGCCUCCAUGCAUGGGUGUCCUACUAAGAUAUACUGCAGUAACAUGGCGUCUGGAUCCCCGCUCGAGUUUGUGACUUUACCAACACUCAACGAAGGAAAUUACCCAGAGGUCCACACUAUGAACUGCACUGAAGAGAUACCCUAUCUGUCUGGGUUUGGAGUUGGAAGUGAAGGCAACUAUCUAUACUCUAAAAUACGAAUCCAUGUAAAGAACAUGACCAUCAAGGCAGAUGACUUCACGUUUGUCAAUGUGGUCAUGGGGAAUACUUACCCAUACGGCACAGCGUCUGACUGCUACACUUACCAAGCUACCUGUGGUCCUAAAGGAACGUUCCACAUCAACACCCUGGGAACGGGGAUGCUUGUGGAUAAACAGCUCAACUGGAUUUUGCAUGAUUUUUCCCAUAAGGGAAAACUGCGUGUCGCUAGAUCACCAGGGGGAGAGAAGAUUGAACUCCUCUGCGGUGGCUUCUGCGGAGGAUGCGUGCCGGAUGGACCAAUUGUGCUAUACCCGAAUACCGAGGAUGCUGCAUUUCUUGGCAACAUAGGAUCCAGUUUGACCAGAGAGAAAUCGAUUGAAUGAAGGCGAAGUGUCACAUUUCCCAUGCCUCUUCAAGUUUUCGGUAAACACUUCACGGCCUGGUAACGGGAAUAUUAUAAAUAAUUUUAUUAUUAACUCUCUUUCCCUGGUGGAAAGGUCUUAAAAUGUGAAGUCAAGUGUGAAUGCCCCGGUCCCUGAUUUAAGCGUGGGUCGCGCACUCCUGGAUCGAGUACACAGCCGCUAGAGAGCUAACUGUACAAAUAAAGUUCAGUUAAAGGACUGUAGCUUAUUAAAAUUGUUUUAAAAUAACACCUGGAGGCGUUGUCUCAUGAGAGUUUGGUGUUAAAUUACGUGUGAUAUAUUUAUAUCCCGAAAUAUGUACUGCAAACAUCGCAAUUAACCACGUAAAUUUUAUAAAAAAAACACGUGAUAUUUCACAGAACUGUGCGACAGAACUUUUGAAAACAAAAAGUUCUGUCACCUGAAUUCCGAGGUCGUGGUAUUUAAGAAAUAAUCGACGAGUGAGAGUUGUUUAUCGUACAAUAAAACACGAGUGGUUUAUUCUUCCUACAUUGUUUUAUUGUACGAUAAACAACGACCACGAGUCGUUUAUUAUAUGACAUAUCAACAUUAUGUACAGGCUCUUUAAGGAUGAUAAUAAAAUGUACAUGCCUUAAAAAUAUUUACCCGUAUUUGAAUUAUGAUGACACCUCGGCAUUGUCGGACAAGACGAUUUUAUGUACAGGUGGGUAUUUCCCGCAUUUUCUCACAAUCCA